This is a messenger RNA of Mirounga angustirostris (Northern elephant seal), 2827 nucleotides long. It is a transcript of the gene PARS2, whose product is annotated as prolyl-tRNA synthetase 2, mitochondrial. Bases 561 to 1988 code for a protein of 475 amino acids. The transcript has 2 exons. Gene Ontology annotation, biological process: prolyl-tRNA aminoacylation. The record is from RefSeq and is a predicted model, not a curated record. Gene Ontology annotation, molecular function: proline-tRNA ligase activity; ATP binding. Gene Ontology annotation, cellular component: cytoplasm; mitochondrion. NCBI's taxonomy places the organism in Eukaryota, Metazoa, Chordata, Mammalia, Carnivora, Phocidae.
GUGACAGCGAGGAUUGGGCGGGGGCGGCGCGGGGAAGAGAGGCUCGGGCUCGGUGUCGGUUCUAGGCGCGGAGACGUAGGCCCUUGGUGGCUGUGUUUCCACGUGCGCGCCGUCCUUGGUUUGGGGCGGGGUCGCAAUCACCUGAACUCCGGGUUAAUGUGUUUCGUCGGUUGUAGCCUGAGGGCAGACCUUCCUCCCCGUGGACCUCGGGUCUUGUGAGUGUCACGGUGUCCCCGGAAGUGCCGGCCCUGGAGAGACCCUCUGGGAGCGUCUGGUGGCCCGGCCAGCCUUCCCAUUUUACGUGCGGGGAGACAGGCCUGGAGACCGAAGUCACUUGACCAGGGUCGCGCAGCCAGUGAAGGCCGAGCCGAUUUGUAGAACUAGGCCUGGAGUUCGUUGCUGUUCGGUGCAGCACGGUCCGAGACGGAAACCGUGGAACCUGGAGGCGAGGACCUAGCAUUCCAGGUGUGCCCUGUGCUCUUCUGCAGUGUCGCUGGGCCGGUGACCGCACAUCCCUGAGUUUACCUCGUCUGCACAAGUGCUUCUCUGGGCCGGGUGUCAUGAAAGGCCUGCUGUCAAGAUGCAGAGCACUGCCCGUCCUGGCCACCUGCAGCCACCAGCUCUCUGGGUCCGGUCCUCACAGGUUUUACCACUGUGACCCCGAGAGAGGGAAGCGCUUGGUGCUGUCUCGCAUGUUCCAGCCCCAGAACCUUCGGGAAGACCAGGUGCUCUCUCUCGAGGGCACAUCUGGCGACCUGACCUGUAAGAGCCAGCGGUUGAUGCUGCACAUGGGCCUGAUCCACCCAGCAAGCCCCGGCUGUUACCACCUCCUGCCUUACACCGUGCGAGCCAUGGAGAAGCUCGAGCGGCUGGUAGACCAGGAGAUGCGGGCCAUCGGGGGGCAGAAGGUCAACAUGCCCAGCCUCAGCCCAGGGGAGCUCUGGCGAGCCACCAACCGGUGGGACCUCAUGGGCAAGGAGCUGCUAAGACUUAGAGACAGACAUGGCAAGGAAUACUGCUUGGGACCCACUCACGAGGAAGCCGUCACAGCCCUGGUCGCCUCCCAGAAGACAGUGUCCUACAAGCAGCUCCCGUUCCUGCUGUACCAGGUGACAAGGAAGUUUCGGGACGAGCCCAGGCCCCGCUUUGGUCUUCUCCGUGGCCGGGAGUUUUACAUGAAGGACAUGUACAGCUUCGACUCCUCCCCGGAGGCCGCCCUGCACACCUACGGCCUGGUGUGCGAGGCCUACGGCAGCCUGUUCCGCAGGCUGGGGCUGCGGUGUGUCAGGGUCCAGGCGGACGUGGGCAGCAUCGGGGGCACCGCGUCUCACGAGUUCCAGCUCCCGGCCGACAUCGGGGAGGACCGGUUUGCCGUCUGUCCCGGCUGCGGCUUCUCAGCCAACAUGGAGACACUGCGCUGGCCGCAGACUGACUGCCCGGCCUGCCGGGGCCCACUGACCGAGGCCAGAGGCAUCGAGGUGGGGCACACGUUUUACCUGGGCACCAAGUACUCCUCCAUUUUCAAUGCCCAGUUCACUGAUGCCCAGGGCAGGCCGUGCCUGGCUGAGAUGGGCUGCUACGGCCUGGGCGUGACGCGGAUAUUGGCCGCUGCCAUUGAAGUGCUGUCUACGGAGGACUGUGUUCGCUGGCCCGGCCUCCUGGCGCCUUACCAGCUGUGCCUCAUCCCCCCGAAGAAGGGCAGUAAGGAGGAGGCGGCCGCCGAGCUCAUGGACCACCUGUACGACCUCAUCACGGAGGCCUUGCCACAGCUCCGCGGGGAGGUCCUGCUCGACGACAGGACCCAUCGGACCAUUGGAAACAGACUAAAAGACGCCAACAAGUUUGGCUACCCCUUCGUGAUCAUUGCGGGCAAGAGGGCCCUGGAGGACCCGGCACAUUUUGAAGUUUGGAGCCAGAACACCGGUGAGGUGCUCUUCCUCACCAGAGAGGGAGUCACGGAAUUUCUGAGCCAAGUGCAGGUUGUCUGAAAGCCCUGAGCCACUCCCACCCCAUCCUGCAGCCUUGGUGUUCAUUCUAAUGCUGCCUUUUCCUACACUCCCUUCCAGGGCCGGUCUCUCCAGAAACAAGGCAGCUCAUGGAAGGCGGGAGCGUGUUAGGGAAACUGACUUCUAUCCAGUCCUUUGUUUAGACUAUUUGUAUUUCAAGUCGGUGAUUCCAUUCUCUGGGCUGACCUUGCUGCCACAUACCAUUCCUCUUCCAUUCCAGUGUGGAGCUUCUGUGAGGAGGCAGGGGGCAAGAAAGAGCUGCUCCUCUUGGCCCUUGGGUGAGUCACUUCCCUUCUCAUGUAGAGGGUGGGAGUGGCCGGUGGCCAAGGCCCUCCCAGCUCCAGCAGUCUGACCCCUGGCCUCUUGCUGCACUUUGGUCUGAAGAGCAGGCCCACCAGCCCUGCUCCACUUGGACAAGUCCCUUCUCCUGCUGGGGCCUCAGAUUCCCCAUCUGUGACAUGAGAAAAUGGAACUAGAUCUCUAAAGUCCUUACAGCUGUCGCCGGCGGAUUCCACAAGAGGUUCAUGACAGGCAGAUCUGGUUCCUCUGAUCCUCCAUAGUCUAAGCUACAUAGAAAGUUGAUAGAAUUAGCUAAUCGCCCAAAACACCACCUCCAGAGAUGUGGCCCUAUUGAGGCGGCUGAGUGCUGAGAUCCUGUUCUGCUCAUUGAAUAAAGUCAGGCUACCGGGACGAGCCUUGCCUGUUCAUGAACGGUGGUAAGGCCUGCCGUUUUCACCGUGAGCGGCUUCCUACCUGAGACUCUUCUGUCCUUUCUUUUUCUACUAUUUCUACACUCUACUCGAAUAAAAAAACCCUACCUU